AUGCAUCUUAUAGUGCUUUAGAUGAUGAAAAAGAAAAAAUAAGAAUUCAUUAUUGGAGAUGGUUAGUAUGACCGAUUAUUCUCUCACUAUACUAGUACACAUUUCUAGUUUCUCUUCGAGAAUCUGAAUGGACAAGAUGGCAUCCAUUCGCUACUGAAAAUAUUGAAAAAAGUCAAAGUUUAAAUACUGAGACAAUUCUGAGUAGUAUUGUUGAUGAUGAUACCUUUAAUGAUGACAAUAGUCAAUCAACAACAAGUCAAUCAAUGGUUGAAACAAUUCUGUUUUCAAUACAAGCAAAAUUAUAUAAAAAAUUAACAAAAAAAUGGAAAUUGAUUAGUAAAGGAGAAAUUGAAAUCGUCAAACAUAAAAAAAAUGGUAUUGUUAGACUUCGUUUUUGGCGUUCAUCUCCCAUUGAACUUUUACUUGUUCAAUAUGUGAGUAGUGAUAAUUUUCAAUUUUGUCCAACUCGAACAAAUUUAACAGUAUGUUGGAAAGGUAGAAACAUAUGUAUGUCAACAACAAACAGUAGCAAUAAUACAAGUAGAGAAGGAAAAAUACAAAAAUAUGCUAUAAAAUUUACUAAUCGUCGAGUUGCAUCUGAUUUUCGUGAUUAUCUAAUUAAGUUCAGAAAUCACGAGUGA
This is a messenger RNA of Didymodactylos carnosus, 641 nucleotides long. Lineage: Eukaryota; Metazoa; Rotifera; Eurotatoria; Philodinida; Philodinidae. The record is from the annotation of a GenBank genome assembly.